Dermacentor albipictus is the source of this 1214-nucleotide messenger RNA. RefSeq names its product cleavage stimulation factor subunit 2 tau variant-like. Lineage: Eukaryota; Metazoa; Arthropoda; Arachnida; Ixodida; Ixodidae. The record is from RefSeq and is a predicted model, not a curated record.
UAGUAGCCUCUUCUUUUGCGCAAGCUGCUUGCCGCAGGUUGCGUCUACAGCUCGGUACGCUCCCUAGACAUGAGUGAAACGCACUGACAAACAUAAGCUAUCGGCUGCCGAUUCUCGUAAGGCCGGAAAAAUGAAGGUCGCCUUAGUCAACAUCGCACUCAUUGUCGUCGUGAUUAUUGUCACAGAAGUGCAGCUCGCUAAAGCAAGAAGUAUACGCAAUACGAGUAGCAGCCGAGGACGGCAACGAGAGUCAACUCCUUCGAGAACACAAAGAAAACCUACUGGAACUGGGAACUUACGAAAGCCAUCAGGGUCGCGGAAACCGAGAGGACCUAGACUUCUCGUCAGAAAGCCAGGGGCACAAGUUUCAGCUGGUCGAAACAAACCAUCACAUGGGAGGGGACGUGUCUCAAAGAAACCUAAGAGGAAACCGGGUGGCCGGAAUCAAGCAACUAACAGGCAUCCACAACGCCAAACACCACCAGAACCUGUGGAAACUGGAACUCAACCCUCGCCCUCUGCGACCGAACAGCAGCACCAUGGAAUGGAAACUAUGGGCGAUGGAAACGGCGGCAACAUGGGUAUGAUGGGUGGAGGUAUGAUGGGCGGAGGCAUGAUGGGCGGAGGAAUGAUGGACCCGAUGAUGAUGGGCGGUGGAAUGAUGGGUGCGGGCAUGACGGACCCGACGAUGAUGGGUGGAGGAAUGAUGGGCGGCAUGGGCUAUGGUGCAUACGGCCUACCUGGACUGAUAGAUCAAGUAGGAAAUACGUUGUCUAGUGCGGCAGUCGACAUAACGAAGGCGGUUAUCAAUUCGAGACCACCUCCAGAUUCGAGCGUUAGCGACACAGCUUCUACAGACUCAAACACAGACAAAGAGGAAAAAAAAGACGAAAAGACAGAAAAUCCAAAGGAGGAGGACAAACGUGAUGACGAAGGUGGUAAGGCAGAAAAAGAAGAUAAGUCCGAUAAGAACGACAAAAACCAAGUGGAAACGCCUGUGACAGACAAAAAACAAGGUAACUCAAAGAAGAACGACGAAGAAGCAUCUGGAAAGGCUGGGACAUAAAAAGAAACAGGCUCUUGAGACUGAGACAUCGCGAACACCUUGGACAUAUUCUUUCUCGAUUGUUAUGAAGACAUUCCGAACGCAUACCUGUGAAGACCACUGGAGACCGCCCGGGUACAUGUCGACAAUAAAGUAUAUUUUGAUUUUA